GCGUUCACAGAGGGAAGCAACGUCCUGCUGCAGUGAGCUUUGAUUCACAGGAACUCUGACACGCAGCAACAAAAGAACAUUUGACACUGGGAAAACUGUCAGGAGACACAGUGAAACAUCAUGACUACGCUGCUGGACCUAAAAAGUAGUGUGCUGAGGCAGGUGCAGAGGAGCCAGUCGCUAAGGAGCCGAAGGGAACCUCCUCCUCCGACUGCCAGCAGCCCCCUCACACACUGUCCUGACCCCUUACCUCGCAGGAUUUCAGAGGAGAGCGUGGAGUUCUUUGAGCGUAUGAAUGCCAUCCUGCAGAAACAGGAGAACAUGAUGCGGGCGGCCCAGGCAGAGUGCCAAAGAGGGGCCUGCACAGUUCCACCACCCCAAGAGCAUGUGGACCAAGCCUUUAUCCCCGACAGAAUCAGCAGGACAGAGCUGGACCUGCUUUAUGAGGAAGCUGUGUACACGGUGGUCAACAGGGUUGGAGUGCCCUCACCCGAACAUGUGAAAAGUGACGAUGAGCUCUUUGCUUACCUGCUGAAGGUUUUUGAUAUGGGUGAGGAAGAACAUGAAAUCAUUCUCCAAAAAGUUCAAGAAUCCAAGAGAGCCAAUUUUUCCUUGAGAGUUUCUGUUAUGAAAGCAAAGAAUCUAAUGGCCAAGGAUGCAAAUGGCUACAGUGACCCAUAUUGCAUGCUGGGCAUCCUCGUGGGCCAGAGCCCUCGGGAAACGGAGGAGAAGAAGGAGAGAAAGUUCAGCUUCAGGAAGAGGAAGGACAAGCUAGAGAAACGCUCCAGCACCAAGGAAGUGUUACCAGCCAGGUGUAUUCAGGUGACUGAGGUCAAACCUGAGACUCUGAACCCAGUGUGGGACGAGCACUUCGUGUUUGAAAUAGACGAUGUCCACAAUGACCUCUUACAUCUAGACAUAUGGGAUCACGAUGACGACGUAUCUGUUGCUGAGGCCUGCAAAAAGCUCAAUGAAGUCAGUGGACUUCGAGGAAUGGGCAGGUAUUUUAAGCAAAUAGCAAAGUCGGUGCGCGCGAAUGGAUCUGCAUCAUCAGGCUCUGAGGAGAAUGUAGAUGACUUCCUCGGAUGCAUCAAUAUUCCUUUGAAUGAAAUUCCCGUUAUGGGCUACGACACCUGGUUCAAGCUUGAGCCACGCUCGAGUGCAUCUAAAGUUCAGGGAGAAUGUCACCUGAUUCUGAAGCUCUUCACCAGCCAGAGAGACACAGCUUUGUCUAAGAAGGAGGCAAAUGUCUCAAUUCACAAGAAACUGCUGAGUCAGAUUGUGGAGUAUGAGCAUGCUCAUGUUAAGCGAGAGCCGUACAACUGGAACGGGCAGGUUUCUCCUCCAGCAUGGACUGUGCUAACUCACCAUGCUGUGCAAACUGAUCUCUCACCUCUGCAACAGGCUAUUAUUCGCUGGCAGUGCUACAGCAGCCACCAUCGGACCCAGAGGGUGUGCUACUCCCUGCUGCUGCGCCUCCUGAGGACUAUCGAUGCAGAGUGGGACCCUCCCGCUGUGCGGGGAGACCUAGAGAGGCAGCUGUCAGACAGCUUCAGGCUGUACACAGAGCACUGCCUGUGCCUGAUGAAGAACAUGCGUCAGGUUUUCCCCUGCACCAGCGCUGCUGCCAUUACACGCUACGAGCUCAUGCUGAGGGGGAUUGGGUACAUGCAAAACAUGCGUGCCUUUAAGACUGUGUGUCCUCUUCGAAAUGACCUGCAUCUCGACAUCACUACUGCUAUCAAGAAAGGAACUGCUGAGUGGUACGAGAGCUUAAUCGCUCGAUAUAAACCAGAGGAAGGAACUCUGGAGGAACAGCUGAAGAAGCUGGUUCAGGUGAUUGAUGCUGUAUGUGUAGACGUCCAGAGGGCCCAGAACAUCUACAACAAACUUUUCUACAGUGCAGUGAAAGUAGAUUUCUUCAGCAUAUCAUACAGAUUGUUGGAAAAGCAGGUAGCUGAUGAUGUGAACAUGGCGAUGGAGCGGGUGUGUGGGACUCUCGAGCAGGAGAGCUCCAGACUGACUCAGACAAUGGGAGAGACCAUCUUCGAGCUCUUCAUGUCCUUGAAAAUCCUCAAAGGCUUUCGAGAGUUUCUUCCUCUCAAGGAUGCUAAAAUGUUGGCCUUGACAGGUUUUCAUAACUGGUUCAAGUCCUCAAUUCACAAGUGGCUGCAGAUUGUUCACGACAGGUCCUGUGACAGGAUUCGCAAGGCAGUGGAAACAGAUAAGCUUGGACCUUUGCAGCAAGCCAAGCACAGUUCCUCAGCAGUUGAAGUGACAGCUUGCUUCAGCCAGGUACGCGAGAUCUGGGUCCAGCUGGCCUGGCCAGACUCUGCGGGGGCCUUCAUCUUUGUCACACGUUUGACAGACAAUUUCUGCAGUGAGGCCGUGUGCUACUCAGAGAUGAUAACGCACAAGAUUGAGAGGAACCAGCUGGGCCGAGACCACAAGAGUUUCACAGUGCAGCUCUGCAUCGCCCUGAACAACAUAGACCAUGUGCGCGUUUUCCUGGGUCACCUGCCCCGGGACCUGGACUGGCAGGGUGUGGAGCGCGCCAUGGAGGAAUCAUGUGGGGUGGAGGGGAAAGAGCAGGUUUACAAGGCUCUGAAUGGACAGUUGUUCAACAUGGACCUGGACCUGCAGAGAGAAGCUAAACGCCUCAUCACACUGCUCACUGACAAGAUGCUGCCUGAGCUGCGGAGGUACAUCCAGCACAUCAGCCUGUCUCCUGACUCCAUCAACAAUGAUGACGCUGUUUCCCCUCUCAUGAAGUACUUACAAGACACUAUGGUCAUCCUGACAGAAAACCUUGUAAAAGAAAAUCUAACCAGAGUUCUCCAGAGCAUGUGGGAGCUCCUCCUGCGGAUGAUCCUGGACACGGUCACUGAAAACAGGGGUGUCCAGGUGGAGUUUUACAACCGCUUCCAGUACACAGUAGAGACUCUGUUGCAGUUCUUUCAUGCUAGGGGAGAGGGUCUAUUCCUGGAAGACAUGAAGAGCGGAGACUACAAGGUCUUGGAUGAGGAGCUGAGGCUGAAUAAAUGUUCAUCCUUUGAGCUGAUUGAACAGUACUAUCUAGAGAAGAUUUCCCACCAGAAAACUCUCAAACAUACACGUUACGGUCGGAUCAGCGUGAAGUGCUACUAUGAUGCUCCAGAGCAGCGCCUGACAGUGGAGAUCCUGCAUGCUGCCGAUAUCAUUGCACUGGAUGCCAAUGGUCUGAGUGAUCCCUUUGUCAUAGUGGAGCUAUGUCCUCACCACCUCUUUCCUAUGGCCAAGAGUCAACGCACGCAAGUGAAGCUUAAGACGCUGCACCCAGUGUUCGAUGAGCUCUUUUACUUCCACGUCAGUCCUGAACAGUACAGGCACAGGUUUGCCUGUUUGACCUUUACUGUGAUGGACUACGAUUGGCUGUCCACCAACGACUUCGCUGGAGAAGCCGUCGCUCCUCUCAGCGACUUCUGCUGGCCGGGGAGACCGAACGCCUCAGCGGCUGGCAAGAGCGUCCAGCCUGUCAUUCUGCAUCUGUCUCGCAGUAAACCCAGCGAGAAGCCAAUCAUGGGGAUGCUGGAAGCUCGCGUCGGGGACCGGGAGGCUCAGGAGUUUGUCCGCAGGCUGAAAGAGAUUGAGAAGUCAAUGGAGGAAGAGUAAAGGGUGACAGCGCUGCCUGUGUUGGUGUUUUCUGACCACGUCUUGCGACAUGUGCUUUUGUACUGGUACAAUGUUUACACUAUUGAAAUUAUUUUUUUCCCCUCCCUGAUGUAUUGUUUGUUCAGUAAUUAUACCAAAAUGAAAAGAAAAGGAAGACAGUGAA
Molecule: messenger RNA, 3814 nt
Organism: Pelmatolapia mariae (spotted tilapia)
Lineage: Eukaryota; Metazoa; Chordata; Actinopteri; Cichliformes; Cichlidae
Gene: baiap3
Product: BAI1 associated protein 3
Exons: 34
Coding region: 121-3651 (1176 amino acids)
Biological process (GO): positive regulation of neurotransmitter secretion; regulation of dense core granule exocytosis
Cellular component (GO): plasma membrane; recycling endosome membrane; trans-Golgi network membrane
Molecular function (GO): SNARE binding
Source: RefSeq, a predicted model, not a curated record